GUGCCAGACUUCAACAAAAUGUACGAGUUGUACGACCCUUGCACCUGCAUGUUCUUCUACCGCAACAAACACAUCAUGAUCGAUCUGGGCACGGGAAACAACAACAAGAUCAACUGGGCCAUGGAGGACGUGCAGGAGUUCAUCGACAUUGUGGAGACGGUCUACAGAGGCGCUCGCAAAGGCAGGGGUCUGGUCGUGUCUCCCAAGGACUACUCCACCAAGUACAGAUACUGACUGACCCGUUUGUGCGAUAAUAGUCUCUUACUUAUUACGUCAUUUUUGGGCAUUUCAUUGUUGAUAUCAUCAUCAUCAUCAUCAUCAUCAUCAUUCUCGUCUGUAAUUUUAAAUGUGGUGUCUGUAUGGACGGUAGUUUUUUUUUUUUUUGGCCUCUCAUUUUUUAUAUCAUGUCCCUCAUAAAAUUUGAGGUCAUGUUUUGAUUGUCACUUUUACAUGUACGGUACUGCGAAUAAAUAUUUCCCGAAAGAGAAAUGGA
This is a messenger RNA of Aplysia californica (California sea hare), 493 nucleotides long. RefSeq names its product thioredoxin-like protein 4A. Gene Ontology annotation, biological process: mRNA splicing, via spliceosome. Gene Ontology annotation, cellular component: U4/U6 x U5 tri-snRNP complex; U5 snRNP; spliceosomal complex. The record is from RefSeq and is a predicted model, not a curated record. NCBI's taxonomy places the organism in Eukaryota, Metazoa, Mollusca, Gastropoda, Aplysiida, Aplysiidae.